AUGUUCUCCACUCUCGGCUUAUUCCAAACACUCCCGUGUCCCGAGAAAGAACACUGCGCACGACCCAACUGCCUCUUCAGCCAUCGUCCUGACCUCAUUCAGUUCCCGGUCACUCCGGUUCCAGUCGAUGUGCCAAGAGUGUCCUCAUCUACUACUCAUGGAUCUAGGCUUUCCGCACCUGAGCCCACUGCUGGAUCCUCUACAUCUAUCCCUGCGAAGCGUUCCAUUAGCUCCCCAUUGCGUGCAGCUGGGGUCAGCAAUGUAAUUCCAUCCAGCGAACCUCCGACAAAGUUCCAGCGUACAGGAACUCCAAGGCGGCCUGUAGCGGUGCCUACGGGAGUACAGUCGUCUUCGACAGGUGUGCCUGUGCUCAAAGUGCCUCCCGCGCAAUCGCAAGUUGCACUACCUGUCCGCCAGGCCAUGUUGAAGUCGCUGUACGAUCACUUCGUUGUGCUUUACGAAAAGAUCCUCCCCGCCAACCCUACCCUUGCCUCCGAGCACGCGCUCAAGCAAGAACAAGAAGUUUAUGCGAAGUCCAACAAGCUAACAUAUCGUAAUGCAGUGAUAUCAUCCAUAGCAGCUCUUAAGAAGCGGUCCAAACCCGAUACAUCUUCUCAUGCGUCUGUGGGCACCGAAGCCGAGGUGCAGGCUCGAGAAGAGAUGCGCAAAAGGAUGGAGUCACUGCGUCUGACAGUCUCUCAGCUCGCUCCAUAUGUCAUGACUCUGGACGAUCUUAAGACGUGGGGCUAUAUGGUCGACAUCCCACCUGGGCCAGGAGGCGACCAACCACACGAAGAGGGCUCCAUUAAAACCUGCGAACGAUGUCAAGAGAAGUUCGUGGUCAAGAGACGCGAACAAGCAGACCAGUGUAGGUUCCACUGGGGAAAGGCCUUCUCCUCUAGGAUGAAUGGGGAGAAACGGCGUGUAUACACGUGCUGCUCAAAGACGGCAGACGAGGAUGGUUGUGAAGUUGGCCCCCAUGUCUUCUAUGAGUCCGAUCCGGAAACCCUGCACAGGCGACAUGCUUUCAUUCACAGCCGUGCCCCUCUUGAUUCUGGCGACACUGCUCUGGACAUAGUGGCUCUAGACUGCGAGAUGAUCUACACGACGGGGGGGAUGCGGGUGGCCCGGGUUUCCGUGGUGGACGGAAGUGGAAAAGAAGUCCUCGACGAGCUUGUCCGCAUGGAUGAGGGUGUGGAAGUCAUAGACUUCAACACCCGCUUCUCCGGGAUAACUGCGGAAAAUUAUGCUACCGCAUCGCUACCCCUUCAAUCUAUCCGCAAGUCUCUUGACAAGAUCAUCAACUCGCAGACCAUCAUCAUUGGACACGCGUUGGACAAUGACUUGAAGACGUUGCGCAUGAUCCACCAUCGCUGCGUCGAUACCGUAGUGCUCUUCCCGCAUACAGCAGGUCCUCCGUACCGAAGAGCCCUGAGGGCACUAGCCAAGGAGUUCCUUGGUCAGACCAUACAAGCCGCCGGCGCGGCCGGACACAGCUCUGUUGAAGACUCAAUUGCGACCCUUGACCUCGUCAGAUGGCACGUCUUGAACGGACCCAGACCAAGGCCGAAGGUGGAUCCUCGCCCGGCUCAAAUGGCUUCGGACCCUUCUGCAUCAUAG
Messenger RNA from Dichomitus squalens LYAD-421 SS1, 1620 nucleotides. Its product is annotated as Rexo1 protein. Lineage: Eukaryota; Fungi; Basidiomycota; Agaricomycetes; Polyporales; Polyporaceae. Gene Ontology annotation, cellular component: nucleus. The record is from RefSeq and is a predicted model, not a curated record. The transcript is spliced from 7 exons. Gene Ontology annotation, molecular function: exonuclease activity; nucleic acid binding. Bases 1 to 1620 code for a protein of 539 amino acids.